GUGUGGGUUUUUAAGCAGCAGUUGCCCUGGGUGGACUGAGGACCGACCGCUGUGCUCACAGAGCCCUCACUCUCAGUGUGCUGGAGACCGGCUGGCUGUGAUGCUGCUGGACGCUUGUGGGGGUCCUGCCCAUGCCACUAACACCACCUCCAGAGCCUGACCUGGAACCGAAAAUGAACUGGGCGUCCUUUUACGCCGUGAUCAGCGGCGUGAACCGGCACUCCACCGGGAUCGGCCGGAUUUGGCUCUCCGUCCUCUUCAUCUUCCGGAUUCUGGUUCUGGUGGUGGCGGCUGAGAGCGUCUGGGGUGACGAGAGAUCGCACUUCACCUGCAACACGCAGCAGCCGGGCUGCAACAGCGUCUGCUAUGACCACUUCUUCCCCAUCUCGCACAUCCGCCUGUGGGCGCUGCAGCUGAUCCUGGUGUCCAGCCCUGCCCUGCUGGUCACCAUGCACAUCGCGCACCGCCGACACGUGGACAAGAAGCUGUACCGGCGCUCCGGUCGUGGCAGCCCCAAAGAGCUGGAGCAGAUCAAAACGCAGAAGAUGAAGAUCACCGGCGCCCUCUGGUGGACGUACCUGAUCAGCCUGCUGUUCCGAGUGCUCUUUGAGUCCGCCUUCCUCUACCUGUUCUACAUGAUCUACCCCGGGUACCGGAUGUUCCGGCUCGUCAAGUGCGACUCAUAUCCAUGUCCCAACACUGUCGACUGCUUUGUCUCGCGGCCCACCGAGAAAACCGUCUUCACCGUCUUCAUGCUGGCCGUGUCCGGCAUCUGCAUCGUCCUCAACAUCGCAGAGGUCGUCUUCCUUGUUGGCAAGGCGACCAGCCAGCAUCUGAACAAUGCAAAAGACUCGCCGGUCGGUGCCUGGAUCUCUCAGAAACUCUUCUCCUACUAAAGAAAUGGUCUUCUAGAGACACGCCCCCCACAAUCCCCCCAAAAUCCUAUCCCUGACCACAGGAACCGAACUCUCCCUCCUCCCAGAAGAUCUCCAGUGAGAAGUCCGGCUACGUUCACCCUUGAAUCCGGAUUUUUUGCUUUGAUUUGAUUCACCGGAACAUUUGAUGGUUAUUAAGAUGUUUACAGCAGGUAAAUGAUGUAUUCAGAUCUUCUCCAGCACUGCCUGGUCAACAUGCUUCCACAUGACGGUAUUGAUUAGGACGUGUGGAUGACCUCUGGAAAUAUGAUGAACCAUCAAAAUCUGGUCUGAGCAAAAAAUCAGGGCUUGUUAUGUGGACACAGCCUUAGUGAUCUCUCCGGUCAGGCACUAGAGGGCGCUGACAAGUCCAGCUUGAGUGGGUUUCAGAAACUGAUAAAUAAGCUCAACAUCACAAACGAAUCAACUUCAUUUUUAAUCAUUUUAGUUAAAUAAUUUUUAAAAUAUGGACAAUGUUGGCUGUAAACGCAGAAACACUGAAAGACGUUUAUUGAAAAGAAAUGUAAACACUACCAAGAUCAGAGUUUCUGCCCGGGAUCGUCAGUUUCAGCUGUUUGGUUCCAUUCACUGCCAUUCGCUGAACACUCCCUCUGGCGCCCUCUAGUGCUGCACAGUGGUGUUUCUGUAAUGAAGGGCCUGAAUAGAUCCAGAACUCAGUUCACUGCAGGACUUUUAAGAGAAUUUUACCCUAGAUUUUAAAACUUAACCUGUAAAACGUAAAGUUGGUGAUUUUUAUUUAAUAAGAGGAUUUACAUCAAACCAGCGCAGAGAUUCGGUCUGCCGUCCACUCUGCAGAGCACAGUCAGACAGACUGUCUCAGUGUCUCUCUGUCUCUCUUGCUCUCUCUGUGUCUGUCUCUCAUUGUCUGCCUCUCACUUUCUCUCUCUCUCUCUCUCUCUGUGUGUCUGUCUCUCAUUCUCUCUCUCUC
This is a messenger RNA of Pygocentrus nattereri (red-bellied piranha), 1863 nucleotides long. It is a transcript of the gene gjb1a, whose product is annotated as gap junction protein beta 1a. Bases 132 to 896 code for a protein of 254 amino acids. Gene Ontology annotation, biological process: cell communication. Gene Ontology annotation, cellular component: connexin complex. The transcript is spliced from 2 exons. NCBI's taxonomy places the organism in Eukaryota, Metazoa, Chordata, Actinopteri, Characiformes, Serrasalmidae. The record is from RefSeq and is a predicted model, not a curated record.